AGGAAACAGAUCUCAUUCUGACCUUUAAUAUCUCAAUGCAUCGUUCGUGGUGGAUGGAGAAUGGGCCGGGCUGCACCGUGACCUCAGUAACCCCAGCCCCAGACUGGGCACCAGAGGAUCAUCGUUAUAUCACUGUCUCGGGGUGUUUUCUUGAAUAUCAGUAUAUAGAAGUGGCUCACAGUUCUCUUCAGAUCUUCCUUGCACUGGCGGGCUUCAUCUAUGCCUGUUAUGUUGUGAAAUGUAUUACUGAAGAAGAGGACAGCUUUGAUUUCAUAGGUGGAUUUGACUCUUAUGGCUAUCAAGGUCCUCAGAAGACGUCUCAUUUACAGCUACAGCCCAUGUAUAUGUAA
This is a messenger RNA of Pterocles gutturalis (yellow-throated sandgrouse), 350 nucleotides long. RefSeq names its product sodium/potassium-transporting ATPase subunit beta-1-interacting protein 2. Gene Ontology annotation, biological process: regulation of sodium ion transport. The transcript is spliced from 3 exons. The coding region runs from base 36 to 350 and encodes 104 amino acids. The record is from RefSeq and is a predicted model, not a curated record. Lineage: Eukaryota; Metazoa; Chordata; Aves; Pterocliformes; Pteroclidae.